This is a messenger RNA of Daldinia caldariorum, 1926 nucleotides long. Its product is annotated as POT family-domain-containing protein. NCBI's taxonomy places the organism in Eukaryota, Fungi, Ascomycota, Sordariomycetes, Xylariales, Hypoxylaceae. The coding region runs from base 1 to 1926 and encodes 641 amino acids. The record is from RefSeq and is a predicted model, not a curated record. The transcript is spliced from 4 exons. Gene Ontology annotation, biological process: transmembrane transport. Gene Ontology annotation, cellular component: membrane. Gene Ontology annotation, molecular function: dipeptide transmembrane transporter activity.
AUGGCCUUUUUGGAUGUGAAAUUCAACGUACUAACUUUCUUAUUUCAAGAUACCGGCACCACAAUCCCCACCGUCGUCGCUCCCGUCAGCGCGGUGCGGGCAUCCGUAGACGAAAAUAUUCUUGAUGAGAAGUCCCAGGCCGCCGCCAACACCUCAGAUGUUGCCGAUGAAAGCCAUGGGGCUUUGGAAGGUCUCAUCAUCCCGACUGAGGAGGAGAAGUCUACGUUAAGACGUGUUGCUGGAACGAUGCCGGCAACUUGUUAUUACCUUUGCGCCGUUGAGUUCGCCGAACGAGCCUCUUACUAUGGAUGCAACCAAGUCUACAAGAAUUUCAUUCGCGCUCCUCUCCCUCCCGACGGCAACGGCACUGGCGCUACGGCUCCUGGCUCUGAAUAUACUGCCGGAGCUCUAGGCAAGGGUUCUGUGGUGGCUACUGCUAUGACUGAAGCCUUCAAAUUCUUAGCCUAUGCGCUGCCAAUUUACUUCGGUUGGCUUGCCGAUACUAAGUACGGCCGCUUCAAGAUGAUUUGCUGGGGUGUUGCGGUCUGUGGCGUUGCUCAUAUCAUCAUGAUUAUCUCAUCGCUUCCGCCUGUGCUUCUCUCUGGCAACGCCAUCGGUCCUUUUGCUCUAUCUUUAUGUACGUUCUGGCUCUCGUCAUCGCUGCCAUAUAUGCUCUCAAUUGGUGCUGCUCAGUUCAAGCCCAAUAUCUCGCCUACUAUAAUUGACCAGGUUCCUCACAAAAUCGAGCACGUCAUCACCGACAAGAACGGCGAGAAAGUUAUCGUUGAUCCUCAGGAAUCUGUCAACAAUGUGAUGCUGUGGUUCUAUCUACUCAUUAACCUUGGCUCGACUUUUGGCAUCGCGACGACUUACCUGGCUAAGCUCGUUGGAUACUGGUCGGCAUACUUGAUUCCCACGAUUUUGUACCUGAUGCUUCCACCGCUAUUGUGGUACUUAAACCCUCGUCUCGUCAAGCAACCUCCUGGAGGUUCGGACUUGGGAAAUGUGUUCAAGGUCCUCGGUGAUAUCUUUGCUAACGGCGGCUUGAAGCAUAUUGGCCGCAAGGGAUUUUGGGAACAGGGCAAGCCGAGCGUACGCAAAGCCGCGGGCAGCACCAAGGUAUACGAAUAUGACGAUCAGUUCGUUAACGAUGUUCGACGAACCUUCCAAGCUUGCGGUAUCUUCCUCUUUUCCCCUAUUUGGCAAAUUAACGACGGUGGUCUUGGUGCUGCUGCCAACGCUCUCACCGCCGCAAUGGAUACCAACGGUCUUCCUAACGAUCUUUUGGACAACUUGAACGCCGUUUCCAUUGUCAUAAUGGUGCCUUUCAUGAACCAUAUCAUCUAUCCGCUCCUCCGCAAACGCGGUAUCAAGUGGGGACCUAUCUCUCGGAUGACCUUCGGUUUCGCUCUUGGCACGGUUGGCUCUAUUGCCUAUUCUAUUCUCCAGUACUACGUGUACAAGACCUCGCCAUGUGGCUGGAACGCUACAACGUGCGCUGAGAUUGUCCCUGUCGGCGAGGUUUCGGUUUCCACCGUCUCCUACGCCUGGUACGCGAUCCCCGUCAUAAUCACCGCCAUUUCCGAGAUCUUCGUAAACGUCACCGCCUACGGUAUCGCCUACUCGCGAGCUCCCAAGAACAUGAAGGGUCUUGUCGCUUCACUCAAUCUCGCCAUGACGGCUAUCUCCGCCGCCAUCGGCCUCGCUACCGCGCCGGCCAUUAGCGACCCCUACCUCAUCUGGGCGUUUGCCGGGCCCACUAUUGCCGGCGCCGUGCUCACCGUGUUGUUCUGGUUUACCUUCAAGCACAUCGACAAGGAGGAGUUUAUCCUGGGCACCGACUUUGCCGAUUUAAAGAAGGAUUCGGAACGCGAAAGCGACGAGGAGAGAGCUCCCCAGACCAAAUCGGUUGACGAGAAGUCUUAG